Acytostelium subglobosum LB1 is the source of this 1506-nucleotide messenger RNA. RefSeq lists its product as hypothetical. The record is from RefSeq and is a predicted model, not a curated record. Lineage: Eukaryota; Evosea; Eumycetozoa; Acytosteliales; Acytosteliaceae. Bases 1 to 1506 code for a protein of 501 amino acids. The transcript is spliced from 5 exons.
AUGAACAAGUCAUUGUUGAUAUCUUUCAUUCUGGUGGCAUCAUUGGCCACCACCUUGGCUCAAACAUCCUUCGACUCAUCAUGUGUUUGGUGGCUUUCAUCCAUCUCAACGAAUGAGACAGAUUGCUCAAGAACAAACCCUUGCUCCCAUCUCAAGUCUGCUUUGGACUUUGCCAACGCCUCACCUUCACCUUGCCCAUCCAAUGAGACAAGAUACAUCUAUUUGAUACCGGAUGGAGUCUAUUAUAACUCUAGUGGUAUUAGAUUGGACUAUAACUACGAUCCAAACAAUGCCUACUCCACAAUCAUUGUCAGCUCGGCGUCACCCGUCGUUUUGACCCAGAAUGUCACGCUGCCAUUGCCACCAGCACCAAUGAACGCCGUCAUUGAUGCCAGCAACACCACCUUCCACGCGCGUUUCUUCCUCGAGAACACCAACUACACCUUCAUUGGCAUCACCUUCAAGAAUGCAAAUGCCUCUGGUAACAUCGGAUUCCCAAUCUUCAUCUAUCCCGACACCAUCGCCGUUAACUUUAUCUCAUGUACCUUCCAAGAUAACUUUGGUCUAAAGGGAGGUCUGCUCUAUUGGAACCCAAUCAAGUCUUCAUUCAUUAACAACUGCACAUUCAUCAACAACAUUGGAGGACCAUUGAGUAUGGGUGGUGCCAUCUUUAUAAAGGAUAACGCCGCUUCAUUGAGCAUCGAUAACUCUACCUUCACCAACAACAAUGCUUCUGUCGGUGGUGCCCUCUACGUCGAGGACUCCAAGGUCGUGGUAUCCAACAGUAACUUCACAUUCAACCGUGCAUUCAAUGGAUCAGGUGGUGGUGCUUAUGUUCAAUCAGUUGGCGUCAGUGUUGGAAGCAACUGGAAGAAUAUUGUGUUCUCAAACAACAGCGCCAUCAAUGGUGGAGCAUUGUUUGAUAAGUUGUCCACUUUGGAGUACGCUAAUAUUAAGUUCGAAUUGAACUAUGCCUCGUUCAAUGGUGGCGCCGUCAACCUGCAGGAUACACUUUCCAGCAUUGUGCAGUCGACGUUCCACCAGAACUCUGCCUUCAACGGAGGCGCCGUCUUCACCUUUGACUCUGUGCCCAAGAACAAGCAGCUGCUGAUCAAGGGCUCCAGCUUCACCGCCAACACUGCGCAGAUCGGUGGUGCACUGUACUGCAACUCCACCACUGCCGGUCUCAACGUGCAAAACCACUUUGCACAGAACUCUGCCGCUGGCAACAAGGACACCAACGCCGAGUACUGCUCCAAGACAUGUCUGACGGCCUUUGGCCUGUGUGGAUGUAUGAAUGGCUGUGGUCUGCCACCCCCUCCCAGCACUGCCACUGGCACCGAGACCAAGAUUGCCCUGGGCAUUUUCAUUCCAAUCACAAUCAUUCUGCUGGGUGUCGUCUGUUUCCUCCUGUGGAAGACCAACAAGAACAAGCAAAAGUUGCAACAGAGAGCUUACGAUGAGAUCAGACUGCAACCAAGUUCACCACAAGAGAACGACCUUUAA